Molecule: messenger RNA, 1568 nt
Organism: Tachyglossus aculeatus (Australian echidna)
Lineage: Eukaryota; Metazoa; Chordata; Mammalia; Monotremata; Tachyglossidae
Gene: POLD2
Product: DNA polymerase delta 2, accessory subunit
Exons: 10
Coding region: 30-1445 (471 amino acids)
Biological process (GO): DNA strand elongation involved in DNA replication; DNA replication
Cellular component (GO): delta DNA polymerase complex
Molecular function (GO): DNA binding
Source: RefSeq, a predicted model, not a curated record
GGCAGCACCAUCCGGCCGAUCCUUUGGCCAUGUUCUCCGAGCAGGCGGCCCGGAAGGCCGGCACGCUGUUGGCUCCGCCGUCAACCAAGUCGUCCACCUUUGCCCGCGAGACCGUCACCACCUACACCAACUCGUCCCAGCCUUUCCGGCUGGGGGAGCGCAGCUUCAGCCGGCAGUAUGCCCACAUCUACGCCACCCGCCUCACCCACAUGACACCCCUGUUGGUGAACCGGGCACGGCAGCGCUGGGGCAGCGGGGUGAGCGUGAGGAAGCUGUGCGAGCUGCGGCCGGGAGAGGAGUGCUGCGUGGUGGGGACCCUCUACAAGGCCAUGCAGCUGCAGCCGUCCAUCCUGCGGGAGAUCAGCGAGGAGCACAACCUGUUGCCCCAGCCUACCCGCACCAAGUACGUGCACCCGGACGACGAGCUGAUCCUGGAGGACGAGCUGCAGCGCAUCAAGCUGGAGGGCUCCAUCGACGUGUCUCGGCUGGUGACGGGGACCGUUCUGGCCGUGCGGGGCUCGGUGAAGGAUGACGGGAAGUUCCUGGUGAAGGAACACUGCUUCGCAGACCUGCCGCCCCAGAAGCCCCCGGCGCCCCCGGACACGGACAGGUUUGUGCUGCUGGUGUCCGGGCUGGGCCUGGGUGGGGGCGGCGGCGAGAGCCUGCUGGGCACCCAGCUGCUGGUGGAUGUGGUGACCGGGCAGCUGGGGGACGAAGGGGAGCAGAGCUGUGCCGCCCACAUCUCCCGCGUCAUCCUCGCGGGCAACCUGCUCAGCCAGAUCACCCAGAACCGAGACUCCAUCACCAAGGCCAAGUACCUGACGAAGAAGGCCCAGGCCGCCAGUGUGGAAGCCAUCAAGAUGCUGGAUGAGAUCCUGCUGCAGCUGAGCGCCUCGGUGCCCGUGGACGUCAUGCCAGGCGAAUUCGACCCAACCAACUUCACCCUGCCCCAACAGCCGCUGCACCCGUGCAUGUUCCCGCUGGCCACUGCUUACUCCACUCUGCAGCUGGUCACCAACCCCUACCAGGCGACCAUUGAUGGAGUCAGCUUCCUGGGGACGUCGGGUCAGAACGUGAGCGACAUUUUCCGCUACAGCAGCAUGGAGGACCACCUGGAGAUCCUGGAGUGGACGCUGCGCGUUGGCCACAUCAGCCCCACGGCCCCCGACACCCUCGGCUGCUACCCGUUCUACAAGUCAGAUCCGUUCAUCGUCCCCAUGUGCCCCCACGUCUACUUCUGCGGCAACACGCCCACCUUCCGCUGCAAGGUGAUCCAAGGCCCCGAGGGUCAGAGAGUGCUGCUGGUGGCCGUGCCCGACUUCAGCACUACCCAGACCGCCUGCCUGGUGAACCUGCGCACCCUCGACUGCCAGCCCAUCAGCUUCUCUGGCUUCGGGGCCGAGGACGAUGACGGUCCGGGAGGAACCCGGGACCCUGGGUCCUGAGCCGGCCGCCGAGCGGAGCCCAGGGAGGUGGGGGCGCGGACUCGGGGCCUGAGAGCCACAAGUGACCCAGGGUUUUGAGGACUUACGGCUGCUGGCGCCACUGUGAAUAAAGGAGGUGUACAG